UUAUAUUCAUAGCAUAUGGACUUUUUAUUUCAAUUUCAUUUCAGGGAGGGCUUGAGGAUAGCUGCGAAAGCUAAGUCUGGAAACUCGAUUGGUCAUAUGUUCAAAGAUACAAAGACUAAACCAAAGAAGUUUGGGUACAAAUCCAAGACUCAGUCCUAUCCUGUCAGGAAGAACGUCCAUGGCAUCUCUGAUGAAGGCAAUCAGCAGCUCAGCAAAACGGUUGGCAGAAAACCAGCUGAACAACAAAAAUCAACAAACAAACAGAAUGGUAGUUUGAAAAGAGAAGUUUUGAAUCAGAGGAAUGCUAGUCAUACUACUAAAGCCCAGGAUCAGAAGGAGAAAGCAAAAAGUAAUUUCAUUGAUAAAAACAAGAAGGCUCUGAGUAAGAAAGAAAAGAUUUUGAAACAAGCAGACACAGUGACUCUUACUCAGGAUCAACUUAAUGCAAUUCUCAAGACUAUUGGAACAGCCGGUGAGUCAGCUGGAGCUCCAAGAUUCUCAAUUGAUGCUGGUAAACUGAAGGUGAAUUUGAGUAGCAUCAAUGAGCAAACUGCAGUGACGGAAAAUGAGAAGGAAAACGUUGCUUCAGCAGACAUUGAAGAGCCAGUAAUCUCUAUCAAUCAAUACAGUAAUAAUAAUAAUGAUCAGGUAACUCAGGAGGUUGCCUCUCAUGAGGAGAGGACAAAGGAGUCGCCAAGAACAACCGACCCUGUGCAAAAGCAGUCUCCUAGGAUGGGACAGUCAGAUAUCAUCAACACCAUAGGCAUGACCGAACAGAAUGAUAAGUCUUUGAUGGAGAAGAAAAAGCAACAAUGGAAGCGGGAGCUUGAUGCACAGCUUGCUGCAAAAAAAGCUGCUCAGGAGAAAGAUGGAAGGGGCCGGAGGGGUCGCAGCCAGAAUGAAGAGAACUCUGGAUGGAAUCCUUGGGGGCAGCCUGGGGGUGGGGCCCCACUCCGGAGUAGUGUGGAUGUUUUGUCUCCCAGAUAUAAUCCAGCAGUGAGUACUGGUCACCCAAGUCCGGGUCGAAGUAGCAGAGGUCAAGGGUCAAACGACAUGUUGAGUCAGUCAAUCUCUGGUGUUACUCACAUAGAGAGUCAGAGGAAUGUACCUGCAGCAAUGAGAAGCUCUUUUGUCAUUGGGGGAAUAGCUAAUGAACGAAAUGACGAAUUGAAAAGGAAGGAAAAACAACAAUGGCUUCAAGAUUUAGAGAACCAGAAGAGAGAGGCUAGAGAGAAGAAAGAGCAGGAAAAGGCCAGCAAGCGUGCCUUAGAAUCGGCUGUAGCACAGCAUUGGGCAGAACCUGUUGAGCAUCCACCCUCCAGGAUGAUAUCUAGAAUGGAUAACAAGGUUAACCAGGUACAAGAUGACUCGAGAGUAAUGAGUAGGAUGGCAGCUGAGAGGAAAGAACAGGCUAAGGAAACUGAUCAACCAAAAAGUGCUCCCUUGAACUCUUCCCGUUCUCCUCACACCAUCGAUGAGGUUUCUCCCAGAUCACAUCUAAGACCUUCCAAUGCUUUGACUGAUCCAGCUGAAAUGGAGAGAAGAGAGGCACAGAAAAAGAAGCAUAUGGAACACAUGGCUUUUGUCCAGGCCCAGGUGGAGGAGAAACGGAGAAAGAAGCAGGAGGCUUUGGCUCUAAGACGCCAGGAAGAGGCUGAACAGGAGAGGAAGUUGGCUGAGGAGAGAGAUCGACUUGCCAGAGACUUUGAGCAUGAGCAGGAGAAGGUGAGGAAGAAAGAAGAGGCUGCUGCUGCUAAGCAAAGGGCCCUGGAAGAGAGCAUGCAGAAUGCACAUGAAGCAGCCAUGAGGGAAAAACAUGCAGAAAGGAUGAGGAAGCUUCAAAGGCAGGGACACGAUGUUACCAACCUUAGGAAAAGCUGGGAAGAAAAACGGCAAAGUCCUGAGGUAUCCCCUAGACUUCCUGUCCAGGUUACUGUAUCUCAUCCUCAGCCUGAUUUGAAACCAGCUACCUCAAUCAAUUUCUCACCAAGACGAGAGAGAGGUCCCUCUGCAGACCUUCAAGGGAUUCCUCAAACUGCAGCCUCUCACAUCCAAGAUGCUGCAACUUCCCCCAUUAAUGAAGUAUCAACACAAACUGAUGUUCUGGAUGAAAACUACAUAUCUCCCAGACUGAUUGAAGCCAUACGACGGGCAAGUGAAGGAGCAGAGUACAAACCUAAGAGCAAGAAACGUUCUGAUCAGGUAAAGAGCAAGCAUCCUGCGGAAGAAGGUAGAAGGAAGGACAAAGGAAUGAAGGUGGUUUCUAUCAAAGAGGAAGUGUCAGAACAGAAAGCUAGCAAGGGGAGAAAAAACACUGAUGCUGCCAAACCAAAAUGGGGACAAAAUGCACAAAGCAAGAAGGGGAUGAAGAAUUCUGAUAAGGAUAUGUCAAUGAGCAAACACAAAAGGGAAGAGAGACUGAGGAAGAGACAGGAGGAGUUGAUUAGUUUACAGGAGAAGAGUGCUCCCAGGAGGUUGUCUCAGACCAAGCAAACUCACGUAGAGAAUGAGGGUCAGGGAAGAAAAUCAAGAGCUGAUACAAAGCUGUCACAUCACUCGGAUGAAAAAGAAAGUAAAGCUACCAAGGCACAGCGUGAGAGAGCAGGUUCAAGACGAGAGGCCAUGUUAGCACAAGAAAGAGUGAUGUCACAGCAACAGAGCAGAAAGGAUUUCAGACCGUCUUCCAGUGAUGACAGCUACAGUACGCAAACACCAACACUCGGAAACAAUGACUUUGUACCAUUCAUGAGAACUGAGGAUGAUGAGUUACUUGAAGGUAACAUAUCUAUUAGCCCUGCUCCUGCUCCUGCUCCACCAAGACCGGCCCCAAAGACAAAUGAUGCAUCACCGAGCAGAACAUCCAGGCAUUCUAGGCAAUCACAUAGAGAAAUGGAUCCAUUGUUGAAUCCAGACAGACUGAAAGAUAAAGAACAUAGACAAGAAGAGAUUCUCAUGCAGCUUUCAACAUUAAGACAGGGUCUUCUGAUGAAGCAGAGAGAGCUGGAGAUUGGUUUAUCACCUUCAUCACCUGUGAUUAUAUAAAGUGACUGAUUGCUUAGUCUGUCCUCCAUGAUUUAUUUGACUGAAAGUAUUCAAUUUAUUGCUAUGAAAUACAUGGAAUUCCUUUUGAUUAUAACUCACAAAUAGUCAUUAAAAUUAUGUUUACAAUGUCUGAUUGUGAAAAAAAUUGAAUGUACGCUCAUAUUUGUGAAAAAAAAAUUCAUGCAUAUAUUUAUCCAGGAAAUUAGCUCUCUUGCCAUUGAGAACAACAUCUCGUGCAAAAAAUAAAAUAGUCAUAGUUUGGACUAGUGUAGUAACAAUGGCUGUGGUAUCAGUUGCUUCACAUUCACUUUUCUAAAUAAUGACAAUUACAAUACUAGAGACAACCUGAUGCUAUUUUUUAAUCUCACGCAAGACCUAAUUUUAACUAGCGGUCACGGUUUAAAGCAUAGGAAAAAAUAGUAGCACAAGUCUCUUACUAUAAUCAUCUGCUUCCAUUGUACAUUGAGUGAAGUCGCCUGUUACCUAGUGAAAGGUAUUUGCCAUUGAAAAUGUAUGUAUUCUAGGUAUUUAAAAAAAUUGAAUUAAGUAAAUUAAACAGAUUUUGUGCAAUAUGUUGAUAUUGUCAUUUGUGUGCAGAUCUUCUUCUUUAUACGUAAAUUUAAUGUUCUUUCAUCUGUAUGAAUUUUUCAAGUACCGGUACAUAUGUAGAUGUAAUGUUAAAAUUAAAUAACAUUAAUGAUUAUAAUCCUUGUCAUUUUCCAAGUUUUGGAAUGUAUUUGAACACAUUUUGCAUUUCUUUCUUUAUGGCUUCUAUGCCUCACCUUCUGUAAGCAGCACAAUCUGAAGAAGACGAAAGACUCAUGAAUUUCUAUAGAUACUUACUUCAGAUUAAAAAAUGCAAAUCUUAUUUAAGGUAUGAUACCUAGUAUUUUGAAUACUUUUGAUUAAAAAUAAGAUUAUUAAUAUAGCUCAUAUGUAAAAUCUGUAAUUCUUCAUAAUAUGUCAACUUUUUAGGAUGUUGAUCAUGAAGAAAGCAUAUUGGUUGUCAUGAAAAGUAUGCAUUUAAACCUGUAUACAGUUAAAAUAUAUUCAUUUCAAUUUAGAUACUGAAGGUAAAACAAAUUUCUAGCAUUAAAUAAAAAUAAUAAGAUUGUCCUUUAUUCAAAAGUAUAUUCAAAUUUGAUUUGGAACUCGUAAAUUAAUAGAAAGAAAAAAAUCCCAGCUCUUGACAACAUAUCCUUUGUACCUGUUCUAGUGUAACACUUGUAAUUGUAUUGGAAAGCAGAAUGGGGGCAGAUAGAAUGUUGGUGCUAAAACCAUCUGAGAUAAAGUACAAGCAACUACCUGGAAAAUGCUAAUACAAUGGGUGAUUUCAAUUAUGGUGUUGACCUUUUUUUUUUUUUUUUUUUAAUCUUUAUAUUAUGUCGCCAUAACACUACACUUGAAAUAAAGACGGUCGUGGGACAAAUCUCUCUAGGUGUUCAGCAAUCAAUUAUGUGUUUGGGAUAAUUUUUAUAAACCCACAUUUAGUUUUUAAAGCUAUUGAAGGCAAUCUAAAAUUUGACUCUACCCCCAACAUCUAAAUAGAAAUCACCCAACAUUAAUGGUCUGAAUUCACAUAGCAUUACCAUGUUUGCAUGAAGACUAUUGUCUUUUAGCACAGAAAAUGAUAAUUGAAUAUUUUGUUAAAUUACUAAUUCAUUUUUAAUAAUUAUUUCAAAUAUUAUUUUCUAUAGGAUGCACUCUUCUUCUUUAUGAGGUACUUAUAGUGACACUUAUGUAUUGAAAAAAUGCUUAUAUUGCUUUAUUUUGGAUUAAGAAAUGAAAUAAAAAUGCAUGUCGAGGUAUGACUUUUAAUAUUUUGAAAUCCUUGUAUAUUUCUUGCUUAUAUUUAUUGCAUAACAGUAAAUAUAAUCUAUGUUUUUGCUGUUGUCUUUGUUGUGGAUAAUAAACUUUAAAUCAUUAUUGGAAAUUCAUUUUUUAUGUACAGGUAUAUUCAUUGUAAACAUGCAUUUUACAUUUUUGUGGUUUUCGUAUUUUCUCAAACUUUUGCUUUUUAAAUGCAGUCUCUCACAAGUGAUGUAUUAUAGAUGUCACAUCGUCCCUUUGAUUAAUCAGAAGCAUAAAGCGUUUUGGGGAUAGGAUGAAAAAAAUUGUGCUUUAAGCCAAGCACAUGUUAUGCAAUGCAAUUGCAUUAAGAUCUGAUUGCAACAAAAUUGCAAAGUGUAUGCCAACUUGCAACGUCUUGCAUCUGCAAUCUGAUUUGCUGCAGAAGAUCGCAGACUGAAAGUCAGAUAUUGGAUGUUAAAUCUUCCUGCGAAUUUGAUAAUUUGAGCCAAUCAGAUUUGUCCUAGAUGAUGAUGUCAUGACCAAUUUGCUACGCCGCUGCAGUGCAUUCCAUGUAGAUGCAGCUCGUUGGCGUUGUAGAGCUGUUGCUAUGUGUGCGCUGGCCUCUGAUGCGAUUGGCAAUCAGAUCUUUGUGAAAUUCCCUAGUGGGCUUUACCCAGACAACCAAGUAAAAUGGUUUGUACAAUGUGUACAUAAAUAUUCCUUUUGUUAUAUUUACAGCACAAAAUGCAGGAAAGAAACUCAUCAAUAAAUGUGAGAAUCCAUUAAAAGAUGGCAGAAUUAUGUAAUUUCAGUUUUUAUUCUGUGGCGUAACUUGUGAGCUGCUCCUAUUUUCCAGUGAAUCAUGAAUUUUAUGAAUUGACUUUUUUUCCAAUAUUUUAUCCAUAGAAAUAUAUAAAUUUUUUAAAUGGAAUUUAUGCUCCCCAUGUUCCUAAUUUUAUUACAUGUAGAACUUGACUUCAUAGUGCAGGACCUUUUUUAUGCAUACAUUGCGUCUGAGAAGUAAGCAAACCAGGAUUCUCGAUAUUAUGUGUCAAACUUAGGCAAAUGACUUAUAUUUCAUUCAUACCAUCAUUAAGUAUCAUCUUUAUUUAUUAUACCCUAGAUGGUAUGAAAUAUUCAUAGAAUUCAGUAAAUCAUGAAAU
Molecule: messenger RNA, 5996 nt
Organism: Lytechinus pictus (painted urchin)
Lineage: Eukaryota; Metazoa; Echinodermata; Echinoidea; Temnopleuroida; Toxopneustidae
Product: coiled-coil domain-containing protein 66-like
Exons: 15
Coding region: 16-3042 (1008 amino acids)
Biological process (GO): cilium assembly
Cellular component (GO): microtubule; cilium
Molecular function (GO): microtubule binding
Source: RefSeq, a predicted model, not a curated record